Molecule: messenger RNA, 1198 nt
Organism: Spea bombifrons (plains spadefoot toad)
Lineage: Eukaryota; Metazoa; Chordata; Amphibia; Anura; Pelobatidae
Product: G-protein coupled receptor 54-like
Exons: 5
Coding region: 92-1198 (368 amino acids)
Biological process (GO): neuropeptide signaling pathway
Cellular component (GO): membrane
Molecular function (GO): G protein-coupled peptide receptor activity
Source: RefSeq, a predicted model, not a curated record
ACUAGCAUACGUUGGUCAAUGAAAGAUACAGGAGUCUGAACCCCUUCAACUGAUUACAGAUUUAAGCAAAGCUCAAAAGCUUGUUGAAUUGAUGGCAGCCACAGACAGGAAUGUUUCAUUUGUGUCCUGGCUUAAUGGCUCAACACGCGGGUCAAAGUCUUACCUAGAUCGCCUGCUAUAUCGACUUAAUCUUACUUUAUAUAGUUUAGAGCAGAGCCCUCCUCAACUGGUGGACGCCUGGCUGGUUCCCCUCUUCUUUGCCCUCAUCAUGCUUGUGGGACUUGUUGGGAACUCAUUGGUGAUAUAUGUCAUAAACAAACACAAACAGAUGAAGACAGUCACUAACUUCUACAUCGCCAAUCUUGCUACUACCGAUAUCAUCUUCCUUGUAUGCUGUGUACCUUUUACUGCCACCCUCUACUCGUUGCCUAGCUGGGUGUUUGGUGAUUUCAUGUGCAGAUGUGUGAAUUAUCUGCAGCAGGUAACUGCGCAGGCAACCUGUAUUACCCUCACAGCUAUGAGUGUUGACCGUUGUUAUGUAACAGUAUGCCCUCUACAAUCACUGCGUUACCGGACACCCCGCCUGGCCAUGACUGUCAGUCUUGGCAUUUGGAUAGGUUCCUUUUUACUGUCUAUUCCGUUUGCUAUGUACCAAAAUGUAAGCACUGGAUACUGGUAUGGACCACAGACAUUUUGCACUGAAGCUUUUCCUACGGUCAUCCAUCAGAAAGCCUUCAUACUAUACACAUUUCUUGCUGUGUAUCUUUUGCCUCUGAUCACAAUUAUUGUCUGUUAUGCAUUCAUGCUAAAACGAAUGGGCAGACCUGUGGUAGAACCCACUGAUAACAAUCACCAGGUUCAUCUCUUGGCACAGAGAUCCAACAGUGUCCGAGCAAGGGUCUCAAAGAUGGUUGUCGUGGUUGUUUUACUUUUCACUAUAUGCUGGGGUCCAGUGCAGCUCUUCAUUUUGUUCCAGGCUUUUGAUUCAGGUUUUGAGAAAAGUUAUGAGACAUAUAAACUUAAAAUAUUUGCUCACUGCAUGUCCUAUUCCAACUCUUCUGUUAACCCAAUAGUCUAUGCCUUUAUGGGAAGUAACUUUAGGAAUUCAUUCAAAAAAGUAUUUCCUUUCAUAUUUAAACAGAGAGUUGAGCCCUCCACGAGAGCAGCUGAUAAUGCCGAGCUGCAGUUAGAAAGCUAG